Myxozyma melibiosi is the source of this 1840-nucleotide messenger RNA. RefSeq names its product serine hydroxymethyltransferase. Bases 257 to 1666 code for a protein of 469 amino acids. The transcript is spliced from 3 exons. NCBI's taxonomy places the organism in Eukaryota, Fungi, Ascomycota, Lipomycetes, Lipomycetales, Lipomycetaceae. Gene Ontology annotation, molecular function: pyridoxal phosphate binding; serine binding; cobalt ion binding. Gene Ontology annotation, biological process: tetrahydrofolate interconversion; L-serine catabolic process; folic acid metabolic process. Gene Ontology annotation, cellular component: cytoplasm. The record is from RefSeq and is a predicted model, not a curated record.
UCGUUGGAGAUCAGAGUGGAAUCGCGACAAGAGUCGAGGAAAAGUGAGCGCGCAAGAGCCUCACCAGCACUAAGCGCAAUUUUUUUUCUUCCCUCUGCGCUACACUUCUCUUCCUCUCUUCCGCUCCUCCCUCGAAGAUUUUUCCUUCUUUCUCCACAUCCGUCUACCACAACUCGACUAACGCUCGUCGGUCGAUUUACUCCAGAAAUCUUCUAUCUGCAGACUUACUUCGCUCCGUACAUUCACCGCUUCCGCCAUGUCGUACGCUCUCUCCGACACCCACAAAAACAUGAUGCAAACUUCGCUCAAGGAGUCUGAUCCCGCUGUUGCUGAGAUCAUGGACGCCGAGAUCAAGCGCCAGCGCGAGUCCAUCGUGCUCAUUGCGUCCGAGAACUUCACCUCGCGCGCCGUGUUUGAUGCGCUCGGAUCGCCGAUGUCGAACAAGUACUCCGAGGGAUACCCCGGUGCCCGCUACUACGGUGGAAACCAGCACAUUGACCAGAUCGAGCGCCUGUGCCAGCAGCGUGCUCUCGAGGCCUUCCGCCUCGACUCGGCCAAGUGGGGUGUCAACGUGCAGACUCUCUCUGGCUCGCCUGCCAACCUGCAGGUCUACCAGGCGCUCAUCAAGCCGCAUGAGCGCAUCAUGGGCCUUGACUUGCCCCACGGAGGCCAUCUCUCGCACGGCUACCAGACCGACUCCAAGAAGAUCUCGGCCGUGUCUACCUACUUUGAGACCAUGCCCUACCGCGUCGACCUCGAGACCGGAAUCAUCGACUACGACAUGCUCGAGAAGACCGCCGUCUUGUUCAGACCCAAGAUCAUCGUCGCCGGUACCUCUGCCUACUGCCGUCUGAUUGACUACAAGCGUUUCCGCGAGAUCGCCGACCUCGUCGGUGCCUACCUCGUCGUCGACAUGGCUCACAUCUCUGGUUUGAUUGCCGCCGGCGUUAUCCCCUCGCCGUUUGAGUACGCCGACGUUGUCACUACGACCACGCACAAGUCGCUCCGCGGACCCCGUGGCGCGAUGAUCUUCUUCCGCCGCGGCGUGCGCUCGGUCAACCCCAAGACCGGCAAGGAGACUCCCUACGAGCUCGAGAACGCGAUCAACUUCUCGGUGUUCCCCGGCCACCAGGGCGGUCCCCACAACCACACGAUCACCGCGCUCGCGGUUGCGCUGAAGCAGGCGCAGAGUGAGGACUACAAGGCGUACCAGGCGCAGGUGCUCAAGAACGCCAAGGUGCUCGAGCAGGAGUUCAACGCCAAGGGCUACACUCUUGUGUCUGGCGGCACUGAUUCGCACAUGGUUCUCGUGAACCUGCGCGCGAAGGGCAUUGACGGUGCGCGUGUCGAGGCCGUUUGCGAGGCGAUCAACAUCGCGCUCAACAAGAACUCGAUCCCGGGCGACAAGUCUGCGCUUGUGCCUGGCGGAAUCCGCAUUGGUGCGCCGGCGAUGACCACCCGUGGUCUCGGCGAGGAGGACUUCAAGCGGAUAGUGAGCUACAUUGACCGUGCGGUGCAGAUUGCGAGCGAGAUCCAGAAGAGCCUGCCGAAGGAGGCCAACAAGUUGAAGGACUUCAAGGAGGCUGUUGUCGCUGGCAACGACGACAUCAAGGCGCUCAACGCUGAGAUUGCCGCGUGGUCGUCGCAGUUCCCGCUGCCGGUCUAAAUCAAUCUUGGUUCGAGCGAGAUUAUUAGAUACGAAAAAAGAAAAGGAAAAAGCUGUUUUGUGUGAUUAAUGGAGAGUAGUAAUAUAAACAAAAAGACUGAUCAAAUUAAAACCGGCGGAGGGAGAUAAACAGCGACGGAGGGAGACAUCAAGCGGACGUUGUGAAAGACAUUG